AUGAGUCCACCGCAGCCCAAAUGGGUCGUCGAUCUUAACAACGGCUUUCCCUCCAAACCUAAAAAUGUCGGUGCCGUCCCAGAUCCUCCAGGCUUUGCGGCCUCGAAGUCUGUCAGUGGAAAGCAGAAGGCACAAGGCUCUGGAAGAAAGGCUCCGACACCAGAGGAAACAGAAACCCUGAAAUUGAAAAAGGCUUGGGAAGUCGCGCUUGCGCCAGCAAAGCAGCUCCCCAUGCAAGCCAUCAUGGGAUACAUGUCUGGCAACUCAUUACAAAUAUUCUCGAUUAUGAUGGUCUUUAUGCUUUUCAAAAAUCCUAUCCAAGCCAUUUCGCAGACAAAUAUGGCAUUCUCAAAAUUCGAAAGCGCCGGCAAUCGCUCUCAAAUACUUGGAGUCAAGGCAGUUUACGUUCUGAUGCAAUGUCUCCUACUCGGACUGGGCAUUUACAAAGUGAAUAGUAUGGGCUUGUUACCUACAACAAGGAGCGACUGGCUGGCAUGGGAGUCGGAAAGACAACCUCUGGAGAGAGCAUACUUUGCCUUUGGUCGGUGA
Molecule: messenger RNA, 549 nt
Organism: Rhinocladiella mackenziei CBS 650.93
Lineage: Eukaryota; Fungi; Ascomycota; Eurotiomycetes; Chaetothyriales; Herpotrichiellaceae
Exons: 3
Coding region: 1-549 (182 amino acids)
Biological process (GO): protein folding in endoplasmic reticulum
Cellular component (GO): EMC complex
Source: RefSeq, a predicted model, not a curated record